AUGACCGGAUUAUACGAUCUUGUGAGACUGAACAAUAGACGAUUCCGAUUAGAUGAGCCCCUUGUCAGUGCCUUCGUCGAGUGGUGGCGUCCAGAGACGCACACAUUCUACAUGCCGGUAGCCAUCCAGCUUGGGUGUGGUUCUAGGAGUUGCUUUCAGAAGUUUGUAGUUAACUGCACCUGGUUCCAGGAGACUUUUGGAGAGUGCCCCGCGGGAGCCGAUGAGGAGACAGUAAGGUGCUUUGCCCGUGCCUAUAUCAUGAUGUUGUUGGGCACCCAGUUAUUUGCCGACAAGUCUGGCAACCGUAUUCACAUUAGAUGGCUACCCUACGUAGCUAGGCUUGAUGAGAUGGGUGCAUACAGUUGGGGGUCGGUGGCACUCGCAUGGUUAUACAGGUGGUCAAGUCACAAUCCUUCCGGUAGCGAGAAGGGACCUCGAGUGCAGAUGUGGAGGCUCAUGAUAGACAUGUUACAGUCCAGGGAUCUCGCCCGACGUCCUUCAGGUUGUGCAUCCAGAGGUGUUGGAGCCUUGUCAUACGGCCCUAUGGCGGUGUGUGAUGGCACUCAUAUAUUUUGUCGUUGUAGAGUGGCAUCAGAUUGA
Molecule: messenger RNA, 600 nt
Organism: Arachis duranensis
Lineage: Eukaryota; Viridiplantae; Streptophyta; Magnoliopsida; Fabales; Fabaceae
Product: protein MAIN-LIKE 1-like
Exons: 4
Coding region: 1-600 (199 amino acids)
Source: RefSeq, a predicted model, not a curated record